Jatropha curcas is the source of this 1365-nucleotide messenger RNA. Its product is annotated as transcription factor MYB108. Gene Ontology annotation, biological process: regulation of DNA-templated transcription. Lineage: Eukaryota; Viridiplantae; Streptophyta; Magnoliopsida; Malpighiales; Euphorbiaceae. The record is from RefSeq and is a predicted model, not a curated record. Gene Ontology annotation, molecular function: DNA-binding transcription factor activity; sequence-specific DNA binding. Gene Ontology annotation, cellular component: nucleus.
UCUUCUUGUAUUAAUCCAUCUUUCUCUCUCUCUACAUCUCUCCAAAUCAGAAAAUAAAGAAAAAUUUCAAUCAAUCAGUCCUGUCCAUUUGAGGGAAAAUAUUCAUUCAUAUGAUGGAUGUUAAAGGCAAAAACAGGAACCAGAAGAGCAUGAGCCCCUCCUCCUCUUCCACCACCACCGGCACCCAAAGUGAAGAGGAGAUGGGGGACUUAAGAAGAGGGCCAUGGACUGUUGAAGAAGACUUUAAGCUCAUCAAUUACAUUACUACUCAUGGAGAGGGUCGCUGGAACUCUCUUGCUCGCUGUGCAGGUCUCAAAAGAACCGGAAAAAGCUGCAGAUUAAGAUGGCUGAACUAUUUAAGACCUGAUGUUCGACGUGGAAAUAUCACUCUGGAAGAACAGCUCAUGAUCCUGGAGCUUCAUUCUCGAUGGGGCAAUCGAUGGUCCAAGAUUGCGCAACACUUGCCGGGUAGAACUGACAAUGAGAUCAAGAAUUACUGGAGGACGCGCGUGCAAAAGCAUGCGAAACAGCUUAAAUGUGACGUGAAUAGCAAGCAAUUCAAAGAUACUAUGCGAUACUUAUGGAUGCCUAGGUUAAUUGAAAGAAUUCAAGCUGCGUCCGCCGCUAACGCCACCGCUACCAGUACAACCUCAGCUGCACCCGCAAUCGCAGACCCCGCCCAUCACAACCUCACUGAAAUGGGUACCGGGCAAUGGGUCAUGGGUCAAGGUAAUGGACUUGUAGGAAAUGAGCAGUUUGGGAUUACUCGUUACACUACUCCUGAGAGUUCUAGUACGGCUGCCUCAUCGGACUCGUUUGGGACGCAGGUUUCGCCUGUCUCCGAUUUGACAAACGAUUAUUACAGUACUACUAUCUCGGUUAAUCAUAACUCUAAUCCGGAUUACUUUCAAUCUGCGCAAGUGGGAUAUUCGGAGUCUAUGAUUAGUCCGUCUGGUUACUUUAACCAAGCAUUGGAUUUCCAAGCUCCGGAACAGAACACCAACAACAACCAACUAUGGAUGGACGGAGGGGACAUCACGGACAAUUUGUGGAAUGUUGAAGAUAUUUGGUUCAACAAUAUGUGAAAAGAAAUGCCCAACACUAAUGAAUGGGUAAAAAUUUAGAGUUCAAGAAACAAGAAUUAUCCAUAGAAUAAUUCAUAAUACUGAUAGGAUUUGUGAUGGACAGAGAGGUCUAAUUGUGGAUUAAUUACUUUCUUUGUUUGCAUUUCCUUAGUUUUUUUGUUUUUGCUAAGAGGGGGAGGGGGUAUAAUUGUAAUUUUUACUUUUUCCGGUUAAUCCCAUUCUUUGAUAUUAACACAGUCAUCCUGUUCCGGCAACAUUAUCUCUAUUAUUUAAAUUAUCG